AUGUCUAACGGCAGAGACCUUGAGGAUCUCAAUGAAGAGGACAUUGAUGAGGAUGAAAUCCUUGCAAUGCUUUCGCCUGAGGAGCUUAAGGAGCUUCAGAGUGAGAUGGAUGUUAUUAUUGCACCAGACGAGAGUGUACCAGUAGGACAGAGACAGAAGGACCAGACAGAAAAACCUCCAACGGGGACGUUUGACCACAGAUCCCUAGUUGAUUACCUCUACUGGGAGAAAGAGUCUAAACGUAUGCUCGAGGAAGAAAGAGUGCCUGCUACUCUCCUGCCCAGUGAGAAAACCUUGAGGGAGGAAUCUGAAAAGAAAGAAAAAGAAGAAAACACAGGAUGUGGCAAAUAUGAGGUGUAUGAAGUGAUAGAGGAAGUCAUUGAAGAAGAAGCUGCAGAUUGUGAAAAUGGAGAGGAAAUUAUAGAGGAGAUUAUUGAGGAAAUUGUUGAAGAAGUUGAUGAGAGGGAUGUAAAGGACAAAAUAAUAGAUGUGGGAAAAGAGAAAGAGACGAAGCAACUUGCUGAAGUCCAACCUGAAAAUGCAGGUGAACACGCAGAGCCUCUGGAUAUCACAGAAAAUGCACCAGGAAAAAAUACAACUGACAGUCAGCCUUUUUCAGGCACAAAGGAGACUACUGAGACCUUAGCUCUGAAACACAACACUGAAGAUAAAGAAGGAAAUAAAAGUACAAAAUGUUUGCCUCCCCAAGAGGCUCCAGAGGAGCCAGAAACAGUCGAGCCCAAUGAAAAGCUUCCAGAGAAAGAAGAGAGAAAAAUAGGUAAACUGAAAAUUCCGAAGCUUUCACUCAAUAAUAUAAAAAUUACAUCAAGACCUUCAGGAAAUGAUACAAACUUGGAGUCGACACUUGAUAAGAUCCGCAAAAACAACCCCUCUAUCACUGAGGUAAACCUCAACAAUAUAGAAAACAUUCCCAAAGAGAUGCUCGUGGACUAUGUCAACGCCCUGAAGAAGAAUAAAUAUGUUAAAACAUUCAGUUUAGCCAACACUGGUGUCGAUGAAAAUAUUGCUUUCAAUCUAGCCAACAUGCUACGAGAGAAUCGCAGCAUUACGACUUUAAACAUUGAGUCGAACUUCAUAACUGGAAAAGGCAUCGUUGCCAUCAUUCGCUGCCUCCAGUUCAAUGAGACUCUCACAGAGCUGCGUUUUCACAACCAGAGGCAUAUGCUAGGUCAUCACGCAGAGAUGGAAAUCUCUCGCUUGCUCAAGGCCAACAACACCCUUCUGAAGAUGGGCUACCACUUUGAACAGCCAGGGCCCAGGAUGGUAGUGACCAACAUUUUAACAAGGAAUCUGGACCGACAGAGGCAGCUGAGGAAGGAAGAGCAGAGGCAGCAACAGCUAAAGCAGCAGAGGGAGCUGAUGCAGAUGUAUGAGAGCAGUCUCAAUCUGCCUCCUGGUUUACUUGAGAUGCUGGGAUACAUACCACCCAUAGAAUUCCUACAGGAGCAUGGACUUGUCCCACCCUCAUCAGAGCUGAAUGCUGUUGUGCAAACACAACACCAGACAGAACAACCAGAGCCCCAGAAGAAGAUCAAACACAAAAGCAUUCCCAAACAACCCAGUGAUGAACCAGCAAACCCAUUAAAGGAUGUCCAGCUGAGGAGAACUCCAAAAAAACGUGAUCCUUUAUUUGAGCUGGACCCAAGAGAUGAUAGAAGAUCAGAGAGGGCAAGCUUUCAACUGAGGAAGACUCCCAAAGUGAAGGAUACAGGCAGUGCAGGGAAGGAGGAUGAAACGGCCAACCUGACUGACGUGAUCAAGUCUUUAAAACCUGUCCCUCGCAGACGAUUACCUCCAAAGGUUGACCUCACACCUCGUGAUCAGCUCCUAAAUGAUAUCAAAAAAAGCAACGUGGCUUAUCUCAAAUCUGUGCCUCUCCCUAAAGCCCUGGAAUCAAGUGAAACGAGUCUCCUGUAAGGCGCUGCUGUUUCUUCA
Molecule: messenger RNA, 1956 nt
Organism: Pelmatolapia mariae (spotted tilapia)
Lineage: Eukaryota; Metazoa; Chordata; Actinopteri; Cichliformes; Cichlidae
Gene: lmod3
Product: leiomodin 3 (fetal)
Exons: 3
Coding region: 1-1938 (645 amino acids)
Biological process (GO): pointed-end actin filament capping; myofibril assembly; muscle contraction
Cellular component (GO): cytoskeleton; myofibril; striated muscle thin filament
Molecular function (GO): tropomyosin binding
Source: RefSeq, a predicted model, not a curated record